Messenger RNA from Durio zibethinus, 1175 nucleotides. RefSeq lists its product as uncharacterized. Lineage: Eukaryota; Viridiplantae; Streptophyta; Magnoliopsida; Malvales; Malvaceae. The record is from RefSeq and is a predicted model, not a curated record.
GGUCAGCAACCGCUCUUUUUUUCGUUCUUCUGCCCUCUCCACGAAAAAGAUAACUUUCGAAACCGCUAUUUUUGUCAUAAUUUUCUUUAUUCGUUCGUUGACCAAAGAUUAAAUAAAACAGAAAACCAGAGGAAGGAAAGGCGCGCAGUGCGCACUGUUCCUGAUUUCUCUGAUUAAUUGUUUGCUCGAAAAUUUGAUUUUGUUUUAGCUCGCUAUGUUGAUUCGUCACCGGCUAAAUUCUAGAAUUUUCUUCCGUUUUCUCAUUUGGUGGAUCUUUUUCAGCUGUUUUUCAGGAUUAAUUUCAUCGGCAGUUGUUACAUUGGAUUCAAUUGAAAUAUUUAACAAGCACGAGUGGAUAUUAAACCCGACGGUUUAUUUCGUCUGCAAGGGAGAGAACAGGACGGUGUUGCCAGAUGUUACCAAAACAGGCUUCGUCUAUUCUUUCAAGGGUGAAGAAUCUUGGCAGCCUCUUACCAAACUUGAAAGCAAGAAAUGCAAGCGGUGUGGAUUCUACGAGAAGGACACCAUUAAAUCAGAUGAUGUAUAUGAUGAGUGGGAGUUCUGUGCUUCUGACUUUAAAGCUUCAGAUGGGAAAUAUAUAUUGUUUAAAGAAAAGGAACUUAAUGUUACUUUCCGCUGUCCAGAAUGCACAACUCUUCCAGCUGUAGCUUCCAAUACAGCCCCUAAAAAGAAUGAUGAUGUGGAUCGAAUGCAUGUUGCUGUAGUCAUACUGAUUAGUGUGCUGAUUUCAACUGUAACAAUAAUUGCACUGGUGGUGGCUUAUAAAUGCUGGCAAAAGAAGAAGAGGCAACAAGAUCAGGCUCGGUUCUUAAAACUGUUUGAAGAAGGGGAUGAGAUUGAGGAUGAACUAGGGCUGGAUAAUGUAAUAUGAUAAAAUAACUUGGUUACCUCCUGUACAGUAAGUUGACCUUUCAUAAAUUUUGCUUCUUGUGGAGGGAAAAGAAACAUACUGUCACUUCAUUGUGCGAAUUUUAACAUUCAUUUCAACAACUGUGUACUCUAAGUUGGCCUUAGAUAUGUAUAUAGUUGAGCUUUGUGGCCCUUUUGGCACAUUCUAGGUCCUAAGACUGCUAAUGAAGAAAGAUGCCUUUCGCUGUUAACUAGCACAUAAAAUGGAAUCAUUAGAAGCUGAGUAUUUUACACAAAUGAUUACA